Messenger RNA from Purpureocillium lilacinum, 597 nucleotides. The record is from RefSeq and is a predicted model, not a curated record. NCBI's taxonomy places the organism in Eukaryota, Fungi, Ascomycota, Sordariomycetes, Hypocreales, Ophiocordycipitaceae.
AUGAAGCGCCUCUCAGGUGUACGCUCGAGCCUCCGCCUUUUCAACAUCGCCGUCGACGGUAACCUCGUCCUGCACGAGAUCCAACGGAGCGUCGACCUCGCCAACACCUGCUAUCGAGACCUCCAGCGCCUCAUAGCGCUACGUAACGAGCACCUGCGCCUUCUAGAGAGCCACGAUGUCGGCCUUCUGCGCCGCGUAGAUGAGGCCAUUGCUAGAGCGCGCCGCAGCGUGACCGAUGCCUGCCGAAUUGUCGAAAGGUUUCGGCCUGGCGUGCAACAUGGCAAUAGCACCAGAACACCGCUUCAUAUGCGGAUAGAGUGGCUGACAAGCAACUCAUCCGAGUUUCACAAGUUGGAGCCUGUGAUCCGGCAACACCAUGCGGAGGUCCUGGCAGAGCUGGACUCACUAAGGGCCGUGGCUUCGCGGCCUUUGCCUAGUGAAAGUCGCAAACAUAUAGAGGCAACCAGACAUAUCGCUGGUCCUACAGAAAAAGAGGUGUUUGACAACUUGGCACUCCUCGGGGACAUUAUUGGCGAUGGCUUCGCAGGUAUACUCAGCGCCCUCGAUCUCGCCCAGCAGCAAGCAGCAGCGAACUAA